AUGAGUAAAACAAUGGUAGAGGUGGAGCACAUUAUUCGAAAAAUGGUUUUCGAGAGCCUUGGAGUAGAAAAAUACUAUGAUUCAAGUAUUGAAGAAAGCCAGAACAUCAUGCGCGUCAUGAAAUACCAAGCACCUCCAAGCAAGGAACCAGCCAUCGGUCUACACACCCAUACUGAUAUCGGCAUACUAACUGAGGGCAGUUGGCUGAAAGUGUUGCCGCAAAAAGGUGCACUCACCAUUUUCGUGGGAGAUGCGUUAAGGCCCUUAAGGGCCUGGAGCAACGGUAGAGUAUACGCGGCAAAACAUAGGGUGAUGAUGAGUGGAGAGAAAGAUAGAUACAGUUAUGGCUUGUUUGCAUCACCAAAAGAAGAAGCCGUGAUUCUAGCCCCGCGAGAAUUGGUAGAUAAAGAACAUCGUCUACUCUUUCGACCCUUCACCCAUGCAGACUUCACCCUUCACCCAUGCAGACUUCAUUCGCUUCUACUUUCCCAACAUUCAUGA
Papaver somniferum (opium poppy) is the source of this 501-nucleotide messenger RNA. Its product is annotated as probable 2-oxoglutarate-dependent dioxygenase AOP1. The record is from RefSeq and is a predicted model, not a curated record. Bases 1 to 501 code for a protein of 166 amino acids. NCBI's taxonomy places the organism in Eukaryota, Viridiplantae, Streptophyta, Magnoliopsida, Ranunculales, Papaveraceae. The transcript is spliced from 3 exons. Gene Ontology annotation, molecular function: dioxygenase activity.